AUGCCGUCUUCGUCUUCCCCGCCAGCCCCUGCCAACUCGACUAUGGCUUUUCCGCUCCCCCCUCCCUCUCCAACUGCGGAAGCCUGUGCGGAGCUUGCGUCUCUCACCGUUCGCGUCUUCUCUCCUGCAGUCGUCUCCUCCAUUCGAGACAUUUUUGUGCGCAACGAACGUUUGAACGUGAAGGAGCAUCUUCCUCUUUUAGGCACCCUUGCUGUCCGUCAUGUGGCUCUGAUGAUGCAGGAGGAUGAUUUCAAUCCCGACAUUCGAGACAAAGGUGAGGACGAGUCCCCGCAAUCUCCCGUUCUCGUCAAACACGAAAGUCGAAUUAAGAAUGAACGAAUGGUGGACCUUGAUAGAAUGAGAAGCACACCACCUCUUACCAGACGAUUGCACCGCGAGGGCAAAAGAACAAGUUCCUACAGGGAUAUUGCGUACUACGCCGUCAGACAAAAACGCAUCAUUCCAGAGGCGUUACCUACAGGAAGGGAAGAAACAUCAACCGCUACUACUGCGGAGACACGGCCUGUGAGAAGACUGUCCAUUCGCUCUAUCCGCCUGCCGAAAGAUAGUGCUCUGAGGAAAACAAGGUCAAUCGCGAUAAUUGAGCCAAAAUCUACUCCGCCCGAUGGAAAAGAAGAUGCGAAGAGUAUCGACGAGAAUUUCACAAAACGGCGGCAUUCACCCGAAUUUUGGAAAGAGAAGCCCGGAAAAGAGAAUAUUCAUGUCAGGCCGAGUGUUUCAAGCCCGUCCGCAGGUGCGCCUGCGGGUGGGUCUCUUUCUUCCUCAAGGCCCCCUUCCCUCUUCAACAAAGAGAGUCGAAACCGAAGACCAAAUCUCUCAAACACACCGGGAAAGAGUGCGCAAGGCACUCAAGGAAAAAUUUCUGGUCGAAACGCUCCAAUAAGCAGGCUGGUGCAGAUGCGAAAGCAAAGGCUUGAGAAGAAGGGAAAGCAAACUAGAUAG
This is a messenger RNA of Chondrus crispus (carragheen), 963 nucleotides long. RefSeq lists its product as hypothetical. Bases 1 to 963 code for a protein of 320 amino acids. The record is from RefSeq and is a predicted model, not a curated record. NCBI's taxonomy places the organism in Eukaryota, Rhodophyta, Florideophyceae, Gigartinales, Gigartinaceae. The transcript has a single exon.